Messenger RNA from Syngnathus acus (greater pipefish), 2937 nucleotides. RefSeq names its product neuronal pentraxin-1-like. The record is from RefSeq and is a predicted model, not a curated record. Bases 16 to 1401 code for a protein of 461 amino acids. NCBI's taxonomy places the organism in Eukaryota, Metazoa, Chordata, Actinopteri, Syngnathiformes, Syngnathidae. The transcript is spliced from 5 exons.
CCUCUCACAGCUGCGAUGAAUGAGGGGAUGCGUCAAGCGCGCUAUAAAAGCGCGCGCGGAUUGCUGCGGCUCCAAGCUUCAGUGAACAGCUCCGUGGUACUGAACACAGACAUCAAUGCGAGUGGAACCAUGGAUCGACUCCCGUGGAAAGUUUUUCUCCUUUGUUGCCUGGCCACCGCGGAGAGCUCCGCGCAAGACUUGGGACAGACGCAGUUUAUUUGCACGUCGGUGCCCAAGGAUAUGGACUUGUGUGCGGCCACCAUGCAGAACAGUGGGCCGGGGGAGGACCUGAAGACGACUGUCAUGCAGCUGCGGGAGACCGUGCUGCAGCAAAAGGAGACCAUUAUGAACCAGAAGGAGACAAUCAGGGAACUAACGUCCAAGUUGAGUCGCUGUGAGAGUCAGAGCUUCCCGGCCGCGGCGGGACCCGGAGGGAGGCGGCCGGGCGCCAAGAACACGAUGGGGGAUAUUUCACGGGGCACCGCAGAGACCCUGGCCCAGCUGGGACACACUUUACAGACUCUGAAACAGAGACUGGAGAACCUUGAGCAAUACAGCCGAGGGAAUAACACCGUGCAGGCGAACAGUCUGAAGGAUCUGCUUCAAAACAAGAUAGAUGACAUGGAGAAGCAAGUUCUGUCUCGGGUCAACACAUUAGAAGAAGCCAAAAGUGGUUCCAGAAAUGACAGCGACCAACGGAACCGAGUGGAGUCCACGCUCACUUCUCUGCACCACCGCAUCACAGACUUAGAGAAAGGCAAAGAAAACAGACCCGCGGAUAAGUUCCAGCUGACAUUCCCGUUGAGAACCAACUACAUGUACGCCAAAGCCAAGAGGAGUCUGCCCGAGAUGUACUCCUUCACCGUGUGUCUGUGGAUCAAGUCCAACGCCUCACCAGGGGUGGGGACACCCUUUUCUUACGCUGUCCCGGGUCAGGCCAACGAGCUGGUGCUGAUUGAAUGGGGAAACAACCCAAUGGAGAUUCUCAUUAAUGACAAGGUUGCAAAGCUGCCCUUCCUCAUCAAUGACGGCAAAUGGCAUCACUUGUGCAUCACGUGGACCACCCGAGACGGGAUGUGGGAGGCCUUUCAGGAUGGUGUGAUGAGGGGCAACGGUGAAAAUUUGGCACCCUAUCACCCCAUCAAACCUGAGGGGGUGCUCGUCUUGGGACAGGAGCAGGAUACACUCGGAGGAGGCUUUGAUGCAACACAAGCCUUCGUAGGCGAGCUGGCAAACCUAAACAUCUGGAAUAGGAAACUGUCCAUCACUGAAAUCUACAACUUGGCAACCUGCAACAGUAAAGCAACGGCCGGCAAUGUGCUCUCUUGGACGGAGAGCAACAUUGAAAUAUUUGGAGGAGCAACUAAAUGGUCCUUUGAGCCUUGUCGUUCAGCCAACUGAACUGAAUUGAAGCCAUGGAAAUAAGGCCUCUGUGUAUUUCUGAGUUUAUGUUGCUCUCGUCUUCAUUUGAUGUUUGUUAGAGGCCAUUUGAUCUUGACUUUAGUUGUAAGCUUCAAGCUGGGAUUUCUGCCAUUCCCAAGUAUUUAUAUGCUGAAGAACAGUUUUCAUCCUGGGGGAGGGGAGGGGGGUUCAUUCUGGGAAACCUCAGGUUGUUUUUUUCCGAGGGGUUCAGUUGAAAGCAGAACUUAAUUUUUUCGGUUUGGCUUCUUUUGUCUGGAACGAGCAUCUGGCAACCGUGUGUGGACAAGUCACCAUCCAAGCAAGGAAUUACGUAACAUUUCCCACCUGUUUCUGAGAGGAACCCUUGUCAAUUCUUGUCAGUAGUUGACGCUGUGACAAGAUGUUGAGGCUUUUUUCCUCUACCCUCUCCUCCUCCUCCUCCUGCUCCUCCUUCCUCUUCCUCCAAGGCCCCUCCGGAACUUCCACUGUGACUGACAAAGAGAACGGAAGGAGCAGAGGACCCAGACUGUGGUACAAGUCAGUUUGUAUGUGUCGUUCGCUUCAAGUGUUUCUGUAAGAAUAUCGCCGACUUGCCAACAUUGUUACAAAGCCUGGGUGCCUUGGGCUGGUACAAAUAUUCAGCGCACACAAUGUUUUAAGUUGCAAAUUCAGUGUUAUUUCAUUUGGAUUUUCUCUUUCUUGACUCUGGUUCAAUUUAUUGUUUGGGAUUGUUAUCCAUCACGUGUUUUGGCAGGUGUUUGUACUGCUCUGUAUUAGGAAUGUUACAGUAUCUGUAUAGUAACAGCAUGAAUGACGGAGUGCUGUGAAAGCAAUGUUGAAAUCUGCUUUAUUAUAUUUGGGUGUGGGUUUUUUACUGCAUUGUUAUAUGCUCCAAGCAUGGCAAACCUGAGAGAUGAAUAAUUUAAUUUUUGUAAUAAAAUUGUGAUACUUAAUGUCGCAGUGCAGUUCUGGUGCUUUUUCUUGUGUGUGGUAACCCUAUCUGCAAUGGGACAACAAGCAAACUGACAACAUUAUUGUUGCUCUACCCAAGCUUUUUUUUUUUUAUAGACUUCUAUAUUACAUUCUUUUGGUGGGCAUAUAGAGUAUUUUGUAUUUGGCUAAACUAUUUCAUGUAAGGGGGGGGUGUAGGCAUUAAACUACAAGGCAAAUAAGCAAUAUAUAAAAGAGCAAGGAUAAGUAUGAUAGAUAGAGGACACGAGUUGCAUUAAUGCAUAAGAAUCACAAGGGUACAAAUGUGUUUUCAUUUUCAGAACUUUACUAUGUGAUUUUUGCUCCUGAGCGUAGAGCAUCAAAAGAUCAGGGCUGUAAACUUCAUCUUCAUUUCCACACCCAAUUGCAAGCCGACAAGUAUGAGGCGGGAGCGUUGUCUUGUUUUAGUAUAAUUUAUGUGGCGCAUAGAAUUGAAUGUUCUGUUUUUUUUUUUUUUUUUAGAAACUUUGCCUUUCUUGGAUUUUUACAUUGUUUGCCUUUCGGGGUUCAAAUAGCUCAAUAAAUCUUGAUGCCAGAUGCUGCACA